CAGGGUUGGGGUGCUUCUACCUAGGACGGCGGAAGGAGUGGUGGUUGGAUCCCGCCCGGACGAGACUCAGGGGCCGCGGGGGUUGCAGAGUGGCCGGCGUCGCCGCUGAGAUGUCGUGGCACGUGCGGUGACGGUGCCCGCGCCCCGAGGGUACCAGUCUUGCGCCUCGCGUCCCUGGGCGAGCAUGGAGCGCCCGGAGCCCGAGCUGAUCCGGCAGAGCUGGCGGGCGGUGAGCAGCAGCCCGCUGGAGCAUGGCACAGUGUUAUUCGCCAGGCUGCUUGACCUGGAGCCUGACCUACUGCCCUUCUUCCAGUACAACUGCCGCCAGUUCUCCAGCACAGAGGACUGCCUCUCCUCCCCCGAGUUCCUGGACCACAUCAGGAAGGUGAUGCUCGUGAUUGACACUGCGGUGACCAAUGUGGAGGACCUGUCCUCGCUGGAGGGCUACCUUACAGGCCUGGGCAAGAAGCACCGUGCUGUGGGCGUCAAGCUCAGCUCCUUCUCGACGGUGGGUGAGUCUCUGCUCUACAUGCUGGAGAAGUGCCUGGGUCCCGCCUUCACACAAGCCACCAGGGCCGCCUGGAGCCAGCUCUAUGGGGCCGUAGUACAGGCCAUGAGUCGAGGCUGGGAUGGCGAGUGAGAGGCAGCUCCUGCCAGGGCCUCCACCUGGCAGCCUCCGUUUGUCUGCGUCUGCUUGUGGGUCUGUGUCUGUUGUAGCCCAGGCUCUCCUAGGCCUCCCUGUGUCUUGGUCCUUAUCCCCUUGGCCAUACUGGACAGGUGACGGAGUAGGGCUGGGUCUCCAUCUCCCCCACCCCCCAACUCCCACGUAAGUGUAGGUACGGGGGUGGGGGUGGCUUUUCCUUCAGGAAGGGUCUUCUGGAUCCCCCUCCUCACCCCCCGCCCCGUCCCCAGUAGCUCCUCCCUGCCUGUCUUAUUUCCCCUCUGGCAUCCCUUCUGCUGCCAUGAGGAGGAGCAGCAUUUUGGUGGCACAGAUGGCAUGGGGCCGGGAACAUAUAGGGCUUUGAGGGAAUGGGCGCUUCUCUCAGCGACCCUUGGGUGAGCCUGAGCCACGUCGGGAGAGGAACGGCUGAGCUCUGGACACCUUCCCAUCUCGCCUGCCUUAUGCUUUUCUCUCCCAGGGGUGUUUGCUCUUCACCAGGAGGAAGAAGGGACACUUAGCCUCCCGGUGGAAUCACAGACAGGUCAUCGGGAGCACCGCUGAGGAAGGGAGAGGUGCCCUGGGAUGUGAGAGGGCUCACUGGGGUCUCAGAGUCCUACUCUGAUGUCACCUGACAGAGUACUUUGUCUUUUGCAGUAUGUCCCUUUCCCUCACUCAGCACUUCUGGUGGGAGUGCCCUCAUUCUUGCUCUGUAAGAACAAGUUAGCCAGUGGGACAGGGUGAAGCUGUGGAAGGCCAAGGAAGUAGGGGUGACUCCGUUCCAGAGAGCCCUGAGUUCCUCACCACCCCCUCCAGCAGGGCCUGGGGCUCGUCUCCCGACCCUCCUUUCUGCCUCUGCCUACAUCGACUGUGAACCCACAACUCCCCAACUUUUCUACCCAGUGUGUCCCUGUUCUUAGGCAGGUGGAGA
This is a messenger RNA of Rhinolophus ferrumequinum (greater horseshoe bat), 1589 nucleotides long. RefSeq names its product neuroglobin (gene NGB). Bases 185 to 640 code for a protein of 151 amino acids. The transcript has 4 exons. Lineage: Eukaryota; Metazoa; Chordata; Mammalia; Chiroptera; Rhinolophidae. Gene Ontology annotation, molecular function: heme binding; oxygen binding. The record is from RefSeq and is a predicted model, not a curated record.